ACAAAUACGAGCGAGUCUCGGAUCCCAGGUGAGAAGAACGCGUGCGCACUUGUCUCUGUCUUUUCCUCAUCAACAGCUCGCUUCUCUUUCCCAAACAGAACCCUUUUCGUCCGGCGCCUUCUGAUGCUUCUUCGUGCUCAACAAUGGCGGGACUCAACGACGACCCGGUUGACGUCUUCUUAAAAGGGGACGCUCCCUCUAUCCCUCACUCCUCUUCCUUGAUAAGUCUCAAGACCCACAAAUUUUGUUCCGAGCCGUUGUCGAUGGUUGUAAUCCGUGAUUCUUCUCCAACCAGCAGCGCUGAUCUCUCAAUUUUCCCACCUAGCAGCCAUGAAAAUCUGACCCCUUCAUCAUCUCUUUCUGAUCACCAGUCGCUGCAGCAGUUCUCUUCCUCCGCAUCUAGCUGCGACUCGCCUGGUCUUCUCAUCAAUCUGGAACCGCAAAAGUCGCCGCUAAUAGCUUCACCGGUGUCUCCCUUCUUGUAUCCUCGAUCCAAUUCAGGCCCAUCCUCGUCCGAGCAAUUCGAUUCCGACCCAGACGGAUCAUUACCACAGUCUCCGCUAUCGUAUCCCUCGUCGGAAGUUGAUCUCCCGUCGUCACCGCUGCUUCCCGUGUCAGCGCCGCCCAGAUGGUGGGGAGUAGCUCUUCGGAUCAUCCGCAGCAAAGUUGGGAAUUUGGGGUCCCUUUUUGGAGGGGAGGGCAACCCCAGAAGCCGGGGUGUUUGGUCGAUGGGGAAUUUUGGGCUGACGGUAGCCGCAGUGUCAGUAAUGUGGUGGUUGUGGUUGAGAGAGAGGAGGAGGAGAAGGCUACAGCGACGAAACAGCGUGGGGCAGUUGGUGCAGAUUAUGAGAGAGAAGGACGAGAAAAUUGUUCAGCUCCUAAAUCAAAUAGCUCAGUUGAACGAGUUACUAAUAGGACGCCAUAAAUUGUAGCAGCCAGGCAAAGGGAUAUGAUAUGAGUGAGAAAGAAAGGGAAAAGAAAACAAGGAUGGAUGGGCAAACAAAUUGGAUGGGACCUCCCUGAGUCCUGACUAACGAGCAAUGCUAAGCAAUGAAGGCUUGUUUUUCUAUGGCAUGGCGGGCAGGCAGGCAGGCAUCAAUCAGUCUUUCAUCACAUUGGCUUGUUAAUACUCUGCAUUAGUGUGCAAACGGGAGCCCAGGAGAAGAAGCAGAAAGGGAAAUAAUGAGAAUGAGAUAGCAUGUAUUGUUGGGCUGCAAGAGCUGCUGUUCGUAGCUGUAUUAAUCAUUCAGCUCCACUUGUGAUAUUAGCAUAGCAGCAGCUACUGGUUGCGGCACAGGCCACUGAGUCGCUACAUAGACAGACAUCUCCUCUAUGUCUAUCUAUAUGUGGAAGCCAGGAGUUCAGAUGAUUUUAGGAUUCAAAUGCACAUUUUAUACACCCGUUUAGUUUUUUCGUUUUAGGUUUUGGUUGAAUUGAUGCAGAAAGAUGGAGCAUGUUCUGUUUGAUCUGGGUUGUAGAGGCUGAUGAUGAUAA
Messenger RNA from Linum tenue, 1494 nucleotides. The record is from the annotation of a GenBank genome assembly. NCBI's taxonomy places the organism in Eukaryota, Viridiplantae, Streptophyta, Magnoliopsida, Malpighiales, Linaceae.